CAGGCCGUUUGCGUUCUUUUUGUUUUAGGACACGUCUUUGGCAAGCCCACCAAGAAGGAGUUUUGUUAUGACAACCUUCACAUCAGCCGCAAUGCUUGGGACACCAACUUGCUCAAGGUCAACCCCGAGUACAUCUCCGUGAACUGGGAGUCGAGUGGUGGUGGUGCUUUCGCUGUCAUCCCCGUAAACGAGCGCGGCAAGCUCCCCGACCAAAUACCGCUGUUCCGUGGACACACUGCUGCUGUGUUGGAUACCGACUGGAACCCGUUCAACGAUCGCAUCAUUGCCUCGGCCUCGGAUGACGGCAAGGUGUUCAUCUGGGAGGUGCCGCAAGGGUUCACACUCCAUACCGAUGCGGAAGAGAUUGUUGAUGUAGCUCCUGUUAGCAAGCUGGGUGGACAUUCCAGGAAAGUUGGACAUGUUCUCUUCAACCCGGCCGCCGAGAACAUCCUGGCCUCUUCUUCCGGCGAUCAGACUAUUAAGCUGUGGGAUAUCGGUACCGGGCAGGCUGGUCACACUCUGAAGCACCCCGAGAUUGUGCAGAGCUUGUCGUGGAGCGCUAAUGGCGCCAUGUUGGUGACUACCUCGAGAGACAAGAAGCUCCGCGUCUGGGAUGUCAGGCAGGAGAAGCCGGUCCACGAGCACCCCGGCCACGAGGGUGCCAAAAACAGCCGCGCUGUGUGGCUCGGCGAGCACAACCGCAUUGCCACUACCGGCUUUUCGAGGAUGAGUGAGCGGCAAAUCGCUCUCUGGGAACCUGGUCGCGCGCAACCCAUUGGCGGCUUCACUUCUCUCGACUCCAUUUCUGGCGUUUGCAUGCCCUUCUGGGACGACGGAUCCAACUGCCUUUAUCUCGCUGGCAAGGGUGACGGCAACAUUCGCUACUUUGAGUAUCAGAACGACAAGUUCGAGUUCCUCGCCGAGUACAAGUCUGGUGAUCCCCAGCGUGGUGUCGCUUUUGUUCCUCGUCGCGGUAUCAACGUUCACGAGAACGAGGUUAUGAGAGGUUACAAGACGGUCAACGAUACCUACAUUGAGCCCAUCUCUUUCACCGUGCCUCGUCGCGCCGAGACCUUCCAAUCCGACAUUUUCCCUCCCGCUACCGGUGUCAAGCCCGCCAUGACUGCCAAGGAGUGGUUCGACGGCAAGGAGGGUCUUCCCAACAAGAUCGACUUGGAAAGCAUCUAUGACGGCAAUGCUCCUGUGGAGGUCGCUUCCGACUACAAGCCUCCUGUUGCGAUUCCGGCUCCCGCCCCGGCUCCCGCCCCGGCCACCGCGCCUGUUGCCUCGCCCAAGAAGGAGCCCGAGCCGGCUCCUGUCGCCCGCGCCCCUGCUCCUUCGGUUGCUGACCAAAAGACCUCCAUCUCGGCCAUGGCCAACAAGUUCCAGGACGAUGAAGAGUCUGGCAAUGAUUCCGAGGUCUCGAGCUUCGAGGAGAUCUCGCGUCCUGCUCAGCGCCAGAGCAUCAUCAUCAAGUCACCGAACAAGCCGUUCCCGAUCGCGACUACUCCCCCUCCCGGCACCAAGCACUCUCCUAGUCAGGUGUCCCCUGUCAGAUCCCCCGGCAAUGUAACACCUUCUGUGAAGCAUACCCCUACUCCCUCGGCAGCUACCGCCGCUGCUGCGGCUGCGGCGGCCACGCCCUCUGGGACUCCUAUCGAAGUGUCUCUGGAGCAGAUCAAGCACCUCUUGGUCCAGCAGGCCGUCAUCAUCAGCUCCCAGAGCGAGAAGAUCACCUCCCAGACCAACGUCAUCAACCGCCUUGCCAGCGACGUCGAGACCCUGAAGAAGCGGGUCGAGGCCGGGUCGCAAGAGCAGAGCGAGCGGAUCCGGCUUCUGGAGCUAGAGUUGGAAGAGGCCCGAUCUUGA
Molecule: messenger RNA, 1869 nt
Organism: Podospora anserina S mat+
Lineage: Eukaryota; Fungi; Ascomycota; Sordariomycetes; Sordariales; Podosporaceae
Exons: 5
Biological process (GO): actin filament organization
Molecular function (GO): actin filament binding
Source: RefSeq, a predicted model, not a curated record